Molecule: messenger RNA, 2527 nt
Organism: Anopheles funestus (African malaria mosquito)
Lineage: Eukaryota; Metazoa; Arthropoda; Insecta; Diptera; Culicidae
Product: zinc finger and SCAN domain-containing protein 2-like
Exons: 4
Coding region: 373-2286 (637 amino acids)
Biological process (GO): regulation of DNA-templated transcription
Molecular function (GO): DNA-binding transcription factor activity, RNA polymerase II-specific; RNA polymerase II cis-regulatory region sequence-specific DNA binding
Source: RefSeq, a predicted model, not a curated record
GUGUGUGUGAAAGGAAGAAGAAGAGGAAACGUCAGGGAAGCGGUUGACGGGGAAACGGGAAAAGAAAGAUGGCUACCGCUGGUAAUUGUUUGUUUUGGUGUAGUGCGUAAAAUAAUGCAUUUAAUAAGUGUUUUCUGCAAGCAUUCAACUAAAUAUUAUCGUAAUCUUGUAGAAAAAGUUACUCUUUACAUGAGGAAUAUAUCGCACAGUGUAUACCGUGAAGUUGAAACCAAUUUAAUCAGCGCUAGUUUUUCCGCUCGAACAAAACCUAACCUCACUUUCUGUUUGGUACGGAGGCGAAUGUUUUGAUUGCGUUUUGGACGACUGCCGAUCUCCCGGUUUGUUUGUUUUGAUUUGGGGGGAGCAAAUCCUAUGCACCUAUUGCAUAAACACAUGAUGGACAAUGCAGCUGGUAUGAAGUGCUUACCGGUAAUAAACGAUUCACCAUCCGAUGCCGCAAAGAUUAUAUCGCAAGAUGAGAAAUCUGGAAAAGGGCUCGUCAAUGGCAACAGCAAGCCAAAAGAGCAAAAUAAUGGUAAUGAGUUGAAGUUGGUUAUGGAACCACAAAACCCUUCGCCAACGAAGUAUUUCGACAUCAAUGGCAUACCGUUGCGUAAAGGGUUGGAAAACGGUAGCAUUGGGCAACACUCGGACACGGACCAUCAAGGAAAGAAAGGCAGUAAAGUGAGCAUUAAGUGUUGCAAUUGUGAGAAAACAUUUCCCUCUAGAGCAGCAUUUGAGUUGCACUUCCGCACGACCUAUGAUCAGGAUCCGGUAUAUGUGUGUUCGGUGUGUGGCAAGCGUAUCAAACAGUACAGGGCAUACCAGCUACACUGUUACCGGCACAGCGCCAAUCAACGGUUUAGCUGUCCAGAUUGUUCGAAAACGUUCCAUCAAAAGUCGGAUCUCACUCGUCACCAAAACAUCCAUCAACCCAACAAUGGAUCCGGAUCGUCGAAGGAUCGCAGUUCGAAAAAUGCCGAAGUAAAACUACAAGUAAUACCCUGUCCUAGAUGUGAUGCUAUUUUUGCAACGCAAGCUGAAUUUAAGGAACACUCCAGAAAGCUGCAUCGAACCCCAAAGCAGUUGGUCGAGUGUCCGGACUGUGGGAAAUCACUUUCGACCGGUAGCCUUUACUCCCAUCGCAAGAUACACUCCGAAAGUCCGAAAUUUUCCUGCCCCGAGUGUGGACGUUCGUUCGUGCAGAAAAUCAAUCUAAUUCAGCACCACAAAACGCACCUGGGCGAUCGUCCCUUCCAGUGUGGCCAGUGUGAUAAAGCUUUCUGUGAAAAGGCGCACCUUCAGCGCCACCUAAAUUACCAUUCGGAGGAACGGCCGUACCGCUGUGAGCUGUGUGGCAAAUGUUACAAAACGGAGCGCUGCCUGAAGGUGCACUCGGCCGUCCACAAUAACGAGCGUCCGUUUGUUUGUCCCGAGUGCAACAAAGGUUUUCUCAGCAGCUCGAAGUUGCGCCAGCACAGCAACAUCCAUUCCGGUUUGCGUCCGUUCAAGUGCAAGUAUUGUACGCGCGAUUUCACCAACUUUCCCAACUGGCUGAAGCACAUCCGGCGCCGGCAUAAGGUGGACCAUCGUACCGGAGAAAAGUUGGACAGUGUGCCAAAGUUUAUGACGAAGAAAAAGAACGGCGAUAGUGUGCGCAAAAAGGAAGCAUCCGAACCGGGUUCGGCUGGCUUGGAAAGGGCGAAAAAGCGGACAGUUAAGAUGCCGUUGGUACCGCUACCGGAUGUGUUGAAGGAUGAAUCGCUACCGUACUUUAGUGAAAGCUCCAACAUCGAUCUCAACUUAGUGUGUAAGGAUGAUCUUCUACAGCCGCUUGCGGACGAAAUAGAGGACAUAUUUCAGUGUUUACCGUCCGAUGAGUCGAAGCUUAGCAUUCCGGAACCGUUGGAGCAGCUGUCCAACUCAAACGUCCCAGAUGAACAGGAGCGUUUGGGCGGUAGCGGCCUACUGUCUCCGGAAGUGGAUUGUGAUUUUAGUGUAAGAAGCCCAAUCGAACACCCAGACGUGUCUAUUGAUCUCAUUAAGCAUGAACUUCCCAGCAACGUAUUGUCCAGCUGCGAGAAGGAAACCUUCACCGGACCUUUGCUGUACGAUACGCAGCUGCCUAUUCUGCCAGCGAUGGCAUCCUUUUGCAACAGUGAAGAGCAACAGUUCCGGCUGAUAAAUCCUCAUUUCAUACACCUCACUAAUAGCACAACAUUUCUUGGCGGAAGUUCAAGGAUGUCACCGGACAGUAGCUCCGUGCCGGUUUCCAUUGGUGAAUGAUAGCAUCGCUCAAUGAUAGAUUAUCCUUCCUUGGUGGCAACUCAACCCGUUUGGUGUGGCCCGUAACAGGACAGUGAUUCCUUGGCGUGAACCUAUCCCACGGGAAGUUUAUUCCCUUUUCUGCAUUACAAAGAUUCUACGUGUAAGAAAUCCCCUUUUUCUAAAACUAAGAUAAUAGGCUAGUGAUUAGAUAGUGUAAAAGGCCCUCGAGAGGCAAUAUCGAUCCAAACCAGUGUGUAAA